Molecule: messenger RNA, 1862 nt
Organism: Leptopilina heterotoma
Lineage: Eukaryota; Metazoa; Arthropoda; Insecta; Hymenoptera; Figitidae
Exons: 9
Coding region: 242-1789 (515 amino acids)
Cellular component (GO): plasma membrane
Molecular function (GO): GTP binding; calcium channel regulator activity; GTPase activity
Source: RefSeq, a predicted model, not a curated record
AGAGGGUAUACACCUGUCGAAAUACCUUUAUGUAUUCGCGACACUAUCAAAAUUUCUUCGAAGUUUAAAAUCAGUUUGUUAUCGUGAAACAAAAAAAAAAUAGGGUGGAAAUGUGACGCCAUGGGGCAAUAAUGGUGUUUUAAAUAAAAAAAAAACUUGUUCUUUUUUUUUUGGUUGACGUUCAACGCAAAAGUUUAAUUCAUGAGCAGAAAGAUAAGAAUAAGUGAAACUAUUAGUGCCUAUGGCAAUGUCCACAGAACAAAAGUACCAUGAUAACGGUACCGAAACAUCCGAGACAACAAUAUCAACUGAGGUUUCUUCAAAUUCAAGCACCUGUCCGUCUAGUAAUUUUCCUGACAAGUUUCAGGAUUUUUUUGCUGCACUCACUGAAGAUACCGAUGAUCUACCAAGUAUGCUCGAGGAUAAACUUAUUCCCAGAAAAGGAGAUUUCACGAAUGCGGAUGCAAAGAAUAAGCGAAGGAAUAAAAAAACAUUUCAAAGGCGAAGCAGUGAAAUCGAGGUGCGAGUACAUGGGACAUCAUUUUCCGGUGCACAGAUUCAUUCAUCUUCAGAAGGACCAAAAUCACCGACUGUUCCUUCAAGGAGAAGAAGUUCAAGUAUUGCAGUUGCGAGACCAACACCAGAUCUACACAGAUUUCUGCAGGCAGAAGCGGGUCCUUGGGGUCACUUGUCACCAUCGUCGAGAAGUCCAACGAGAACGCCGGCAAUUAGUCCCGGAGCAGCUUCCUGUACAUCGCACCUGAGUCCUGGUGCAAGUCCCGGUGGUCCAAGUCCCACAAGUCCAUCGGGCUCGGCCUCUGGCUCACGUGGACCAAUUCCAAGACAAUAUCGUGGCCGAACGAGCAGUAUGCCAGCAGUUCCUCGGCACAAGCCAAUGCUUGUGGAUAUGAAACGAAAUACUGCUGGUGACGAUGGUGAAGUUGAAGAUGGCGUGGAAUAUUACAGACUUCGCUCGUUUUCCAUAACUGCCAACGGAAUUUACAAUCUCGGUGACUCCCUGAAAAGUCGACGAAGCAGAAGUAUCAAUAGUGUCACGUCUUCUGGUACCAGCUGCAGUAGUACAAGGGAUGCGAGACUUUUAAGUUCAGCGUCUCAACUUUCUGGCAUUGAAGGAGAAGAGGAGCCAAAUAGUAGUCGAGUGCCUACUUACAAGGUGGGCAUGCUCGGAGCUUCUGGGGUUGGAAAAACCGCCCUUACCGCUCAAUUUACAACGAGUGAUUACAUCUGUGCCUAUGACGCAUCUCUCGAUGAUGAAUAUGGUCAAAAAAGUGUUUCUGUGAUGAUCGAUGGUCAAGAGACAGAACUCGAAAUAAUUGAUCAUCCAGCCUCUGAGAUGUCGGUUGAAACAUUCUGUUCCACGUAUAAUCCUGACGUGUACGUAGUCGUCUACUCGGUGGUUGACAGAAGAAGUUUGAAAUUUGCUGAGGAGACUUUACUACAUUUAUGGAAAAGCGAUUACAUGGCUUCGCACGGUGUCAUUCUCGUGGGAAAUAAAGUUGAUCUCGAGAGGAAACGAGAAGUUCCAUCCAUGAUGGGUCGAAGGAUUGCAAACAGCUGCGGCUGCAAAUUCAUCGAAACUUCAUCUGGCUUAGCUCAUCACGUUGACGAGCUUCUAGUGGGAAUAUUGGCUCAAAUUAAAUUGAAUCCACAACGCGAUCGGGACCAAGCAACGAGAAGACGAAGGAGCAAAAAUAGAAAAAAAAUUCUCAAACAUCUUUUAGGUUUUAAGCGAAAAACCAAAAGUUGUGAAAAUCUUUUUAUCUUAUAACAAUUUCAGAAAAUAAUAAUACCCAUAAUAAUCGACUCGAAAUUGCAAAAAAAAAAUAAUUUCAUUUCCUAAA